Molecule: messenger RNA, 1359 nt
Organism: Thrips palmi
Lineage: Eukaryota; Metazoa; Arthropoda; Insecta; Thysanoptera; Thripidae
Product: lipase 3-like
Exons: 10
Coding region: 1-1359 (452 amino acids)
Biological process (GO): lipid metabolic process
Source: RefSeq, a predicted model, not a curated record
AUGACACCAUCUGCCAAGGCUGACAAGGUGGACUUAUUGGGGCGGGGGCGGACCCAGCGCGGCGGCGAUGCCCCCUUCGGCUUCAGCGGCCUCAGCGGCGACCUGGACCUCAGCCACAUCGCCAGGAUCGCGUCGAAGAAGCCCCCGCCGGGACCGGUGCCGCCGGAGACGCACCUCACGGGGCCUAACCUGAUCCUGCACUUCGGCUACCCGGCGGAGACCCACAAGGUCCUGACGGAGGACGGCUACUACGUGACCAUCUUCCGCAUCCCCUGGAGCCCCAAGCUGGGCCCCGCCAACGAGUCGCGGCCCGUGGUCUUCCUGCAGCACGGCGUGCUGCAGACGGCCGACCAGUGGCUGUUCCGCGGCCCGGGCAGGGACCUCCCGUUCCUGCUGUCCGACCUGGGCUUCGACGUGUGGAUGGGCAACUACCGGGGCUCCACGUACAGUCGCAAGCACGCCUACUUGUCGCCGAAGAAGCUCCGCUUCUGGGACUUCACCUGGAACGAGAACGGGUUGUUCGACCUGCCCGCCAUGCUGGACUACGUGGGCGCGGUGACGGGGCAGCCCAGCAUGUUCUACAUCGGCCACUCCAUGGGCACCACGACGCUGCUGGCGCUGCUGGCCGAGCGGCCCGAGUACAACCGCCGCAUCCGGGGCGCCUUCCUGCUGGCGCCCGUCGCCUACUUCCAGCACACCUGGGGGCCCCUGGCGCAGGCCCGCUCCAUCGCCCCGCUGCUCACGAGCCAGCCGAACAACCGGCUGAUCGGGGAGGCGCUGCCCCGCGGCGCCGGCAACAUGUGCGUGGGGGCGGUGCCGCUGUGCGCGCUGGUGCACAACCUCGGCUCCGGCUCCAGCCCCGGGGAGUACAACGCGACCGUGUUCAAAAUCCUGUUCGGCCACUACCCGUCGGGGGCGUCGUUCGGGCAGCUGCUCCACUACGUCCAGAUCCUCGUCUCCGGCGAGUUCAAGAUGUUCGACUACGGCCCGCGCGAGAACCUCGCCCGGUACGGCCAGACGACGCCGCCGUUCUACGCGCUCUCCAACGUGCGUGCCCCGAUCUACCUCAACUACGCGGAGGGCGACCCCCUCUCGCCGCCCAAGGACGUCCUGAGACUAGCCAAAGAAGUGCCCGGAGUAAGGAAGCUGAUGAAGGUGCCGCUCAAGGACUUCGGCCACGUCGACCACCUGUACGCGACGCACUCCUACGAAUUAGAGUACAAAGGAAUCAUAGAUAUAAUGUUAGUGAUGCCGCCGGCGGCCGACCUCACGAGCGGCGACGGCAACGCGGUCUCGGGACCGGGAUGCGAGCCAGAGGGUGAACUGCAGGCCUCGGAAGUGAAAAGGUGGGUCGGUUGA